CUAGACAACUUGGGAGAGUGUUGACUAACAAUUAGUAUAGUUUGAUACUACUUCUGUUUUUAUUUUUAUUUUUUAUUAUGUGUAAUAGAGAAAUAUUUUAUGUCUCACUAUGGUUUUUUACGGGUUAUCAUUUACCACUUGUCCGGACAGGUAGAUAUAUUUUAUUAUAGAAAUUCAAAUUGGGCGGUGAUUUGCUUUGCGUGCGGACUCAAAGCAAGUGGCAAUAUGGACCGCCCCAUAUUUUACCAAUGGGCGGCCAUAGCAUAACUCCAGCUGCGUAUCAUUCUUGCCAAAUUCUGUGAUUGGCAGAAUCAUUACCUCCUUGGGAAUUGUAAAGUCUGACCAACAAUUGUACCAACUAGCAACUGCAUUCCUUUCCUACAUAUUCAUCCUUCCUUCAGCUCAAUUCGCUCCAUCUCCAUUCUCCUCUCUCACUUCACCCGCGUUCAACUUUCUCUCUCCGGCGACGUGAUCGGAAGUCAUUACCUAAAAAUGGCCUCUGUCAAUCGUUGGUUGAGACCUGAGGUUUAUCCUUUGUUAGCCGCGGUUGGAGUUGCUGUUGGUAUCUGUGGUUUACAGCUCGUUCGUAACUUCUGCAUCAACCCUGAAGUCAGGGUUACCAAGGAGAACAGAACUGCUGGAGUUCUAGAGAAUUUCUCAGAGGGUGAGAAAUAUGCUGAGCAUUUACUGAGGAAAUACAUUCGUAAUAAGUCCCCUGAAAUCAUGCCGUCGAUCAACAUCUUUUUCGCAGAUCCUGAUCGUAGCUAAAACUUCUAUAUAAAUCUAUUUCGAGAAAGACUGCUUUCAAUUUCAUUACAUUAUUGAUUUUACCAUGAUUUGAUAAACAAAUUACUUUCGAGUUUUCUCCGUUGUAUGAAUUAAGUUGGAAUUCAAACUCGCUCGCCGACUGUUUUAUAGAUAGUUCUCUUUAUUUCCUUCAA
Chenopodium quinoa (quinoa) is the source of this 941-nucleotide messenger RNA. RefSeq lists its product as uncharacterized. Bases 493 to 768 code for a protein of 91 amino acids. The transcript has 2 exons. The record is from RefSeq and is a predicted model, not a curated record. Lineage: Eukaryota; Viridiplantae; Streptophyta; Magnoliopsida; Caryophyllales; Amaranthaceae.